UUUUAGACAACAUCCACCGGCUUGUUCUGUGUUUGUGUUGUGGCGCAACAGAGCGCCGUGCGUGCGCUCAGCCUGCUCCACAAGAACGGGUCCGGUGGAGGCUGCUCAUCCGGCAGCAGGUGGUGUGACAUGUGGAGCGGGUGAAGUCACCGGCUUGAUUGUCACUGAGCAGUCAGUGGAGGUGCUCCGGACAGUGGAGGUGAGAGAAAGUGGCAGUCAGGGAGGCGGGAUGCUCGGCCAAUCUCCUCACCUCAUCGGAGGCAUCUUGUGGAUCCAGAAUCCGAUGAGAGCUGUUCACUGCAACCUGAGCCAGAAUGGGAUCGACCACCAGAUGUGUCCGGAGGACGUGACGUCACAGCUGGAGGAAGAGGAGGAGUCGGUGGACGCCGGGGCCGUGCUGCUGGACGACGACAGCCCGAGCUACCAGGACGUGAGCCCCCCCAUGUACCAGCGUCGCUCGCCGCCACACCGCUCCGUCUCCGAGUCUGAGCUGACGCGGCCAGGAUAUGUGAAGCUGUCCAAGCCGGUGGCCCUGUGGACCCAGCAGGACGUGUGCAAAUGGCUGAAGAAGCACUGUCCCAAUCAGCACCAGAUCUACAGCGACUCCUUCAAGCAGCACGACAUCACAGGGCGGGCUCUGAUGAGAUUGACAGACAGAAAGCUGGAGAGAAUGGGCAUCAUGCAGGAAGGCCAGAGGCAGCACAUCCUGCAGCAGGUCCUGCAGCUUCGCGUCCGGGAGGAAGUCAGGACCCUUCAACUUCUCACACAAGCCUCUCUGGAGUGCACUCCGUCUUCACCAUAGCCCGACGGAGCAGGACAGCCACAAAAGGACACACCGCCUUGCCAACAUCCGCCCAACAUGUGACCCCCAGACUUCUCCGUGGAACCGUCGUGGCUCUCCGUCUCACACCUCCGGUCUCCGUCCUCGCCUUCAGACAGAUCUGAACAACAAACAAACAAAAAAAAAAAGCUCCUGCCUUCUUCCCAGCCACUCCUGAGAAGCUCCCACGAGUUCUGACUUGCCGCUUCCUCGCUGUCCAAACAAUUCCUCACAGCUUCCUGGAAUCUGACCAAUAGUUUCCAUUACAGGCGUCCCAUCUCAUCGUCAUUUCUGACCUUUGCAGCCAAACCUCCACCAGACCUCUCACGCUACGACUCCUACACUCCUUCAUUCCCUCUCCCUCCAGAACCACGAAGACGACCAAGCCCUCCUGACCAUCGUCCACCCAGAAUUCAACAGUUGCUUGGCUGGGUUUCCUCAAAGCAUUUAAACCAGAUAUUCUCUGCACCAUUGCCUUGUGAUUGGAUCGUGUGUGUGUGUGCUGAUUUGCUUUUGGGGAACUCAUCUGCCCUUACAGUAAAGAGUGACACCUAUAAUCCACUUCUUCAUUCAGACGCGGUCUCUUGGUCUGUUUGUGUGCAUGUUAGCUCCUUCAUCGUAGCACUUUAACGUGUAUUUUCUCCCAUGAGUACUCUUGUGGCAGCAUAAUGACCGUCCACAAUAGCACUAUUAUACACCUCCUCCCUUAUCUCCUCACAGACUAAUCCCACAACAGGGGUGAGACAUUUUACACAACCAUGUGUGUGUUUUUGUGCUCUUCCUCUCUCUCAUUCUGUGCGUAGAUCCUGUAAACGGUGUUCGACAACGCCCGCCGAAGCCUCCUCACUUUCCGCCCUCUCCGUGUUGUGGAUCACCCUCUAAGGGUAGACAGUCCGCCUGAGAGAACUUCACUGUGAAAGCAGCCAGCAGUCAGUCUGGGAAUAAACACUGAACCUGGCAUCACAUUAGGCACGGUUAAGCUGGCUCCCACGAAAUGAAUGACAUCGUUGUGAGAAAGCAAUCUGAGGGAGAUGAAGCAGAACCCGAGGAAAAAAAAAAAAAAAAAGAAGGG
This is a messenger RNA of Chelmon rostratus (copperband butterflyfish), 1892 nucleotides long. RefSeq names its product sterile alpha motif domain containing 12 (gene samd12). The record is from RefSeq and is a predicted model, not a curated record. NCBI's taxonomy places the organism in Eukaryota, Metazoa, Chordata, Actinopteri, Chaetodontiformes, Chaetodontidae. The transcript has 5 exons. Gene Ontology annotation, molecular function: protein binding. Gene Ontology annotation, cellular component: cytoplasmic side of plasma membrane. Gene Ontology annotation, biological process: cell surface receptor protein tyrosine kinase signaling pathway. Bases 230 to 802 code for a protein of 190 amino acids.